Ylistrum balloti is the source of this 3439-nucleotide messenger RNA. Its product is annotated as cholinesterase-like. The record is from RefSeq and is a predicted model, not a curated record. Bases 123 to 1907 code for a protein of 594 amino acids. Gene Ontology annotation, biological process: choline metabolic process; acetylcholine catabolic process. Gene Ontology annotation, molecular function: acetylcholinesterase activity. Gene Ontology annotation, cellular component: plasma membrane. Lineage: Eukaryota; Metazoa; Mollusca; Bivalvia; Pectinida; Pectinidae. The transcript is spliced from 5 exons.
UACCAUCGCUUCACAAGUAUGUGAUAGACUGCAGCUGUUAUGAAAGGCGUGCACAGCCGCAUCAGAUGAACAGUUUGUUGGUAUUGGCUUGGAGGGUGCUGUACUAAAAAAACAAAUACACCAUGGAUUUUAUUGUGCUUGUCUGCAGUCUUCUAGCAUUUACUUCAAUAUCAUGGACAUCUGUUCUAGUAGAACCAGUUCAAGAUGAAAUUAGUGAGUUAGCUUUACCGAUGCAACAAGAAAGCUUAUCAGAGGAACAAGAGAAUUAUCCGGAAGUGGAAACGUUGAACGGCAGAAUUCAAGGAUUAACUGAAACUGUUGACGGAACGGAAGUGCAAAUGUACUUGGGAAUACCAUUUGCAGCUCCACCGGUUGGUGAUCUUCGUUUCAAACGACCUGUGGCGGCUCCAAGUUGGACGGAGACUCUCCGCGUUAAAUCUAUUUCCGCUUCCUGUCCUCAAAUACCUUACAAUGUCUUUCCUGGAAACCCAGGAGAAGCGAUGUGGAAUCCGAAAACAGAGCUCAACGAGGAUUGUUUGUAUCUGAAUAUAUGGACACCGUCCUCCAUGGGCACGUCUGAGGCGAAAACACUCACGACCAUGAUAUGGAUCUAUGGAGGUGGUUUCUACUCUGGCUCGACUUCCUUGGACGUGUACAACGGCAAAUUCUUGGCAGCUAAACAGAAUGUCAUCGUGGUUUCAAUGAACUAUCGGCUUGGUCCGUUGGGAUUUCUGUAUCUCGGGGAAGAUGACGCUCCUGGUAAUGUUGGACUACUGGAUCAAAAUCUAGCGAUCAAAUGGGUGUACGAUAACAUCGAAAAGUUCGGUGGAGAUCGACGUAAGAUAAGUUUAUUCGGAGAAAGUGCCGGUGCCGCAAGUGUGCAUUAUCAUACACUAUCACAAAAAAGUUUGGGAUAUUUUUCUUCCGCUAUAUUGCAAAGCGGGUCAGCUUUGGCACCUUGGGCUUUUAUUUCACCGGAAGAAGCGAAUUCGACGGCCCGAGCAUUUGCCAAACUAAUGAAUUGUGAUGGAGAGAACGUCACUUAUAUUACAGGCUGUUUACGCGGUAAAGCUACAGAUGGUCUAAUUGAGGCGCAGUUCAGUCUCCCGUCAAAUCUCUCUUUUCUCGGUGUAGCGUUUGCGCCAACUGUCGACGACUACUUUUUGACUACAAGUCCGUCCAUUCUACUACGUCAGAACAAACAAACAAUUCAUAUGUUGAUGGGUGUUAACAAAAAUGAAUAUUCAUAUUUUCUUAAUUAUGGAUUGGCCGGAGAUCCUGACCUGGUUGCAGAGAAGUUAACCAACGACCAGUUCAUCAGUGUCUUGCCACACAAGAAAGAUAACCUGACUCGGGAAUCUAUCAUACAACAAUAUGACGUUGACUUCACGUCUAGGAAGACCCCGUAUAUAAACAUCCUGGACGACAUUGGUGGAGACUACAUUUUCAAAUGCCCUACGCUGGAGGUAGCCGAGACAUUAGCACACAAGAACACCGUCACGCCCUCAACGCCCGGGAUAUACGUGUACUCAUUUGAACACAGAACCUCGUCCAACCCGUGGCCGCGCUGGACUGGCGUGUUACACGCGGACGAAAUUGAAUAUUUGUUUGGAAUGCCAUUGAAAGAGUGUGCCAAUUAUACAGACGACGAACUCGUCCUGUCAGAACGAAUGAUGGAAUAUUGGGCAACGUUCGCCAAAACUGGGAACCCUAAUCCCAUGAAUACCGACCUCGGAGUGACCGUAUCAGAAUGGCCGGAGUACCGGCCAGGGGAGGACCGUUAUAUUGUUUUGGACUGUGGUCACUUCAUAAAGACAGGAUCUCACAACCGACGGCGUGAGUGUAGAUUCUGGAGUCAUCUUUAUCCCCGUCUACAGCAAGCAGAUCAGCGAUGUGACAACAAAUAACGGAUGAUUUCUGAAAGAUCUUGUGGAAUUUUGAAAAAAAAAAAAUCGCCGAAUGCGAAUAGUUAAACAAAAGACAGACUACUUGAGAUGAAUUAUGUUAUACAUUUUCAUUUCAACAAGAAAUGGCUGCUUACAGUCUUACCAAAUAAGGGUUGCACGAAUUCCUAAUUUUACAAAAUUUUUAAUUCCCUCUCUUUGUCUGUAGGUAACAAUUUGCAGAUAAAACGGUUUGGAAACUGAAGUCUGACAUUUGUAAAUGUAUGAAACCACCGUUUUUUUCGGAUUUCCGGUAUCACGGUGUAUGGUAUUUAAAUUUGAGAAGGGAACAGUCACAAAUUAAAUUGGUUUCUUGUAAAUAUAUCAGCACAGAACUUAAUUGUGUUCAUCAAUAUAUACCUAUUACAGAUAUCGGUGUGUACAUAUGACACUUUCUGAUGAUCCCCUUCGUAAAUGCGAAUAAAAUGGCAAGUUACAAACGUUUUAGACGACAAAUGCCGUUGGAGCCGUUUGUGACAUCAUGAAAUUUCAAUGACGUCAAAACAUUAUCAAUAUCAGCUGGAAAAGAUUGAUAAUGCAGAGAAAAAGAAAAAGAGAAAAAAUCGUUUGGGAAAAUCCCACUAUUGGUUGUUUGAAUAGUUUAUCGGCUCAUAAUUUAACCGACGAAGCUCAUGUACAGAUGACGCAAGGGGGUUGGCCUUAUUGUCGACUCUGUGAGUCGUGACAUUGUUAAGAGUAAGGCUACUGUAGUGUACUUCUCAUGUACAAUGAAAGGAUUACUAUAAUGUUGCAUAUAGCAUACACCCUUAAAAGGUUGAAACGAGAUCGUAGUGAGGCAUGCAUGUAAAUACCUCCUUUACCAGAGAGUUCCAUGUACUUUGCAUCAGGUAUACGUUCUGUACAUUUUUUGUGGUAAUUGGAUUUGGAUUUUAACUAGCAGUAAUAGAAGUCGUAAGACUAUACAACACAGUCCUCACUUGAAUAUACACUAAAUCUAUGGAGUACAGUGUAAAAACAAAUUCUGCGACAUACCUCAUUUUUAAAAAAUAAUGCAAGAUUCCUUGUCAACGAUAUAUCCAACAGCAAUUUUUAAGAAGCAAGGGAAGAUAACUCAAUAGAUUUGAGGUCCAGAUGGCAAUUAAAGGGGUUCUGUGUUCAGAUAUUUGAGAUAUUCUUUUCUAAUGAAAAACGACAAAUCAUACUUGUGUAUUCUGACAGCCUGUCUUGUUCUAUAAAAUCAUUUUAGUACAAGAAUCUUACUCCAUAUGAUUUACAUUAUACAACAGAUAUUUACUGAUAUAAUGAUUUGGAUUCACCAACUGAUAUUUUGGUUAAGGCUACAGUAGUUUUAAGAAUUUAUUUCAUUUGUGUUGAUCAGAUAGGAGAAUUUAAAUCUUACCAAUUGAUGAUAACUAACAGUCAUGCCCCAUUGUAUCAAGCAUAAGAAUGUAUUCAUUUGUUGGAAAUACAGAAAUAUUGUAAAUGACCCACAUGAUAUUUAUAUAUACAUUAAAGCAUGCUUUGUGUUUUUUUAA